This is a messenger RNA of Staurois parvus, 341 nucleotides long. The record is from the annotation of a GenBank genome assembly. Lineage: Eukaryota; Metazoa; Chordata; Amphibia; Anura; Ranidae.
AUGGGGCCCCCGGGCAAUAGGGGAUCAUGGGGCCCCUGUGUCCUUGCCCAAACUCAAAAAAGCCUAUGAAAAAGAGGAACUCAAGUGUCCUGCACAAAGCCCUGACCUCAACCCUACAGAACAUCUUUAAGCAGUUUGGGGUGGAGGAACUCAAGUGUCCUAUACAGGGGCGGACUGACAACUCAUGGGGCCCCCGGGCAAUAGGAGAUCAUGGGGCCCCUGUGUCCUUGCCCAAACUCAAAAAAGCCUAUGAAAAAGGUACCAGGGGCAUCUCAUGGGGCCCCCUACUGACCCCGGGCCCUCGGGCAGUGCCCAAGUUUCCAAAUGGUCAGUCCGCCCCU